AUGCCAAACAAGAGCAAGACUAUCGCCCUCGUCAACGGUACUGGUCGUCAAGCGGCGUCGGUCAUCCGAGCAGUGGCGGCUCUGGGUUAUGCCGUCCGGGCGCAAGUCCACUCGUUGCAAGGGUUGGUCGCUGAGGAGCUCUCCGAGUUCCCCAAUGUCGCCCUGUUCGAGGGGCCAUUGUUGAACAACCAGGUCCUUAUCGACACCAUAUUCGAGGGCGCACAGAUAGCGUUCAUCAACACCAAUCCCCUCGGCGGCGAUGAGAUCAAAAUCGGCAAGGCUCUAGCCAAUGCGGCCAAGAAGCGGAACAUCCAUCAUUUCAUCUACAGCAGCAUGCCCGACCAUUCCAUACACAACCCACACUGGCCGGCUCUGCCGCAAUGGGCUUGCAAGUUCACAGUCGAAAACUACAUCCGGCAGCUUGGCCUCCCGUCAACCUUUGUCUACGCGGGAAUCUACAACAACAACUUCACGAGCUUACCGUAUCCUCUGUUCUGCAUGGACUUCAAGGACAAUGGAAGGCUAGAAUGGCGCGCACCUUUUCAUCCAGAUACCAAACUACCUUGGCUAGACGCAGAACACGACGUUGGGCCGGCAGUGUUGCAGAUUUUCAAGGAUGGCCCGAGCAAGUGGAAUGGACAUAGGAUCGCCUUAGCAUUUGAGUUGCUCACGCCUAUCCAAGUUUGUCAAGCCUUUGAAAAGGCUCUGGAACGGCCGUGCAAAUACGUCUUCGACAAACACAUUGAGGUCAAGGUCCCUGUUCCCAAUGGUUAUCGCGAACAGCUCGCCGGCAUCGAAAUCCUGUUCGGACAAUACAAUGCGCCUUACUUCCCCGGGCCGGAUUUCGACUACGAUACCCGCCGCAAGGGCAGCAAUGAGACGAUCACGCCGGGCAGAAACAGCAGCGAGGGGCGUAAAGCCAAAGCCGGCAAAUUGACGGACGAGGCUCGGUCUCUUUGGCCGGCGUAUCGGCCGAUUUACGAGUACGCCAAGGAGGCUUUCAUCGUCGAGGAGGAAGCGAACGGGAAGACUUGGAUGAUUGAUAAAAGUGUGAGCACUUGA
Cladophialophora yegresii CBS 114405 is the source of this 1062-nucleotide messenger RNA. Its product is annotated as nitrogen metabolite repression protein nmrA. The transcript is spliced from 2 exons. NCBI's taxonomy places the organism in Eukaryota, Fungi, Ascomycota, Eurotiomycetes, Chaetothyriales, Herpotrichiellaceae. The coding region runs from base 1 to 1062 and encodes 353 amino acids. The record is from RefSeq and is a predicted model, not a curated record.